UGCCAUACAAAUGUAACUUUGUAUUGUAUUGUAUUGCAUAUAAUACGCAGAUGAAUACACUAACAAUUCCAGGAAAGGAGGUUUCUGAAGAGACAUCACUUUCACAAGAGACAAGAAGUACUGUGGGGAAGGGACAGUACUUCAUGUACACUUUAUUCUAACAUGUUAUUCUUGCUUAUUACAUCAGUAUUUAGGAGGAACAAGAUAAGCAAAGAGCACUCCUUGUUCUCAGUGAAUAGUGAUAUAAGAGGAUCCAUGAAUAAGCUUUAUCCUGUGUUUGAGUGCAACCAUUGCUUUACACGGAAACACUUGAAACACGUUUAAUUCUUUAUCUGUUGGUUGACACAUUCAUUCUAUGUUUCACAUUCCUCAAUGAGUCAUUGACCAGCCUUUCCUUUAUAUAAACCAGCACCGGUAUCAGCAGUUUACACUGACAGACACGCAGACAAUUACUAACAACAGUCAACAUUUCUGCUGCAGCAACAUGAAAUCCUUGCCAGCUUUUGCUCUUGUUUCCAUGUUCCUCGUCUGUGCUGUGGAGGCCAGAAAAUAUGUCACAGUCAUUGAGCCAAACUGUGAGAAGUACAGAGAAAUGUUCCCAGCUUGUCCACUGAACUUCCGGCCUGUCUGUGGAUCUGACGGUGUGACCUAUGACAAUGAAUGCAUGCUCUGUUUCACUAACUGGAAACUCAAGGAAGAUGUUGUUAUUGAGAAGCUUGAAGAAUGUUGAGCUAAAUCUCACAAGAAUCUAAGCAGUCUCCGGGUAACCAGGACAUCUGUGAAUCCAAAUCACAUCAAUUCUCAUCAAUUCUAGUUAAUCACCAUUUGUUUGCAAUGAUUAGCCAAGUAGACUAUUUACAAAAUGUUGACUUGCAUAGACAUUUUACUAAAAAGUUUUGCACUGUGAAACAAUACAAUGUACAAUAGUUUAACUAUUUAAGUUAGUGAUGUUCACACUGGUCCUAUCCAACUCCUCUUUUCUAACAGCCAUAAUAAAUGAGUCUUUGCACCUCA
This is a messenger RNA of Callorhinchus milii (elephant shark), 1014 nucleotides long. Its product is annotated as trypsin inhibitor ClTI-1. Gene Ontology annotation, molecular function: serine-type endopeptidase inhibitor activity; protein binding. The coding region runs from base 485 to 730 and encodes 81 amino acids. The record is from RefSeq and is a predicted model, not a curated record. Lineage: Eukaryota; Metazoa; Chordata; Chondrichthyes; Chimaeriformes; Callorhinchidae. The transcript has 4 exons.